AUGAGUGCCAUUCUCUCGGCCGACGACCUCAACGACUUCAUCUCACCGGGUGUCGCAUGCAUCAAGCCCGUCGAAACCCUCGCACCAAAUCCAGACAACUCCAAUCCCUACGAAGUGACCACCGAAGACAAACUCCACGUCUCGAAUCCUGCCCCAGCCUCCAUCUCUCUGACCGACUGCCUGGCCUGCUCUGGUUGCGUCACUUCAGCCGAAGCGGUUCUUGUGUCGCUGCAAUCGCAUACCGAGGUCCUCAACACCCUUGAUGCAUACCCCUCUCUCGAUGUGCGGCGUUUAAUCGAAGCACAGAAUAGCCGCGUCAACGGAGUCCAAGCGGCGCCAUCACCAGCGGACGCCAAACUCUUCAUCGCCAGUGUAAGCCCGCAGGUCCGAGCGAGUCUGGCGGCGACGUUUGGGAUUUCUGAGAAAAAGGCUGGGUUUAUGAUACAGCAGUUCCUGAGCGGGUCACAGGGACUACGGAUAGGUGGACAGCACAAUGGUGGGUUCUCCUAUGUGGUUGACACAAACCAAAUGCGAGAGGCAUGUCUUGUGCUCGGAGCAGAAGAGGUGGCAGAAUCGCUGGCGAGCAAGUCCAAGCCUCAGCCAGUUCUGACCUCUGCCUGUCCGGGAUGGAUCUGCUACGCGGAGAAAACUCACCCUCACAUCCUCCCACACCUGUCUGUCUUGAAGUCUCCGCAAUCCAUGUCGGGGACUCUACUCAAAUCUGUGCUCAGCAAGACCUUGGACCUACAUCCAUCACAGAUCUGGCAUCUCGCCAUCAUGCCAUGCUUCGAUAAGAAACUGGAGGCGAGCAGGGAGGAACUGACGGAUCGCUGGUGGCGUUCGUCAAGCCAGGACACCACCGACUUGUCCUGUUCUCCUGUACGAGAUGUCGACUGUGUAAUCACUUCGCGAGAACUCCUUACGCUUGCCUCAGCCCGAGGAAUUCAGCUCUCUGGUCUCCCACUGAAACCCCUCCCACCCUCUGAGCGCACACCUUUUCCCGACACCAGAAUUUCCAGUUUCCUCUUUCCUAACUCGCGGCGACCAAGUCAACCGCAAUCUUCACCAACUGCUGCCGCCGCUGCAGCAGCCGGCACUUCGGGCGGUUACUUAUACCACAUCCUUGCAACAGAACAAGCCAAGCACCCUGGCAGUACGAUCAGCGUCCAACGCGGACGCAAUGUCGACGUCAUAGAGUACACACUCCUCUCCACGUCAUCCAGCAAACCCAUUAUGAGAUGCGCCAGAUACUACGGGUUCCGCAACAUCCAGAAUCUGGUUCGCAAACUUAAACCCGCGCGACAGUCGAAAUUACCAGGUGCAGUGAGACGCAGUGCAACGACAAACGGCGUGGGCGCGGGUGGACAGGAGUACGCUUACGUUGAGGUCAUGGCCUGUCCCGGUGGGUGCACGAACGGCGGUGGGCAGAUCAAGGUCGAGGACGUGGUGGAUAUCCUACCAGCAACGAGAGGUGAGGAGAUGACAGUGGUCAACGGCACUGCGACUCCCCAGAGUCAAAAGGAGUGGCUGCGGAGAGUAGAUGAGGCGUACUUCUCGAUAGAUUCCGAAUCCGACGACAAUGCCUCCCAGGACGACGACGACGUGUCUAUGACGAACGGGUACGGAGACAACCUCCAUCACCUUGCCACCAAUGGAGAUACUGCUACCACGACUGAACACAUCGACGGGCAGUCAUCUUCCCAACCCACCAUCAUCAACGGCGUCAACGUGACAAGCGUACAAGAUCUGCUCUCGCAUUGGUCUGUUCUUGUCGAGGUCCCGCUGCACACCCUGGCAUACACUAGCUAUAGGCAGGUGGAAAGCGACGUCGGCAAGACCAGCAAAGCUAAAGUCAAGACCCUCAAUGACACGGAGCGCAUUGCUCAGAUUGCCGGGUUGAGCGGAGGUGGUUGGUGA
Messenger RNA from Exophiala aquamarina CBS 119918, 1917 nucleotides. Its product is annotated as ferredoxin hydrogenase. The record is from RefSeq and is a predicted model, not a curated record. Gene Ontology annotation, molecular function: 4 iron, 4 sulfur cluster binding. Gene Ontology annotation, cellular component: cytosolic [4Fe-4S] assembly targeting complex. Gene Ontology annotation, biological process: iron-sulfur cluster assembly. The transcript has a single exon. The coding region runs from base 1 to 1917 and encodes 638 amino acids. Lineage: Eukaryota; Fungi; Ascomycota; Eurotiomycetes; Chaetothyriales; Herpotrichiellaceae.